Messenger RNA from Ustilaginoidea virens, 1845 nucleotides. RefSeq lists its product as uncharacterized. Bases 1 to 1845 code for a protein of 614 amino acids. Lineage: Eukaryota; Fungi; Ascomycota; Sordariomycetes; Hypocreales; Clavicipitaceae. The record is from RefSeq and is a predicted model, not a curated record. The transcript has a single exon.
AUGUCAUCGAGCUCAAGAAGUCUGCUGCGUAUAGCUCAUGUCGAGGAUGCCGAUGACGACUCGGGCAGCUCUCUCAAUGGCAAGCCCGGCACCCGCAAGUAUGCCACAUCCGAAGCACCCAUGAGCCCUUCCAAAGCCAACACCAGCAAAUCCCGCUCGGAGAGACGACUCGUGGCGAGCUCUUCGUCGUCUGCCCGUAUCAGCUACCCGGAUUCCCGCCCGUCCUCCCGUCCAAAAAAGAAGUCGUCGUCGAGGCUCCCCUCCGACAAGGACUGUGGGGAUCCGGAGCAGAGGGCUCGGGACCGCGAGCGACAAAGAAGAGAGCGGAGAGUGAGGGAGGAGGAACAAGAUAGAAAGGCUUCCUCGGCGGCCGCCAAAGAGCGAGAAUCCCGGCCCAUGAGGAAGCAACGCCCCGCGUCCGCCAAGCAACCCAGCGCGCAGCCGGUGGUUCGGCAAUCGUACCAACGGGGCCAGGUUGACGAUCCUGCCAGCUACGGCAUCCAGCCGGCCAUCUCUGGAAAUCGCCCAAGAGCCCAGACACGACCAGCUAGCUACUAUGCGGGCCAGCCCCCGAGACGCUGGACCAACGCUCCUCCACUGUACCCGCCCGUUCAAAACGCAGCACCGUUUGCCGUUGGCACCUUUCCGCCUCCUCCACUGUGGCAAGGUCGCCCUGGAGCAUCCCCUGGAGGCUUCGCCGCCCCUCCGCCGCCUUCCCCCGUUGGCCCAGCGCCGGGCUUCUUUGACGGUGGCGUUGCGGCAAGCCCGUACUCGCACAGCAGCCAUCUGAGACAGCGGUUCGAAUCUCGACCAGCUUCUGCCAUGGGAUACCAUAGGGCGCCCCCGCCUCCCUUGGAUUACUUCCACCAAGACGACUAUUCAGACGACGCGGCUCCCAUGCCGCCGGUGACCCGACGUCCAGCAAGGCUGACCAGGGCGGAGGAUGACCGCAGAAGAAUGCCACCGCCUGAUCGCAUGCCCAUGCGGCCGCAGUCUGCGCUGCCGCCCUCCACGCCGUAUUGCCCUCCACCCACCUUGCAGCGUCCCCCUUCGCGGCAGAACCAGUCCCGCCCGCCGCCGGCUCACAGGAGGUCGGUGGGGUUUGUCGAUCAGCAUGAGUACGACGAUGACGAUUCCCAAAGCGAUCAGGAGCUCUUCCACGACAGUUCUCCAAAUGCCUCGUUUGAUCACCAGCGCGCCAUAGUGCCUCGCUCGCGGCGGAAUUCAACCGUGUACGACCAUCACGACUACCACGUCGUCCCGGCCAACCCGCGGCGCCGGCGGUCAUCCGUCUACGGCUCCGUCGCCCUGCCCUCCGGCGGGGUGAGUCUCGACGACCAAAAGUACGAUGACGCUCUCAAAUACCAAGAACAAGUCAGCGGCGGCCCGUCGAUGCCAUUGACUGCCGAAACCUUGCUCAGGGCCAGCAAGCGAGGUGCCGUGGUUAGCAGCCGCUCUACCCGCAGCAGCAACAGCCGCGACGACAGCGACUACAAGCGCAGCAACGCAACGGGCAUCACGAGGACCUCGUACAACAGCGAGGACCUGACGACAAUCAAAGUCUCGGGCGUCGGUGCCAAGGUUCGGGUCCGCGGCGCCGAGAUCGAGUGCGAGGAAGGUGGAGAAAUCACGGUGACAACAUCAGGCGGCGGCGGCGGCCCACCUGGUGGCUCUCGUCCCGGCAGCGACAAGGCCAGCAUGAUCUACCCUCAGCUCGAAGACUCGCGUAGCCGGGUGGAACGCAAGGCUCUGCCUCAUCGGCCGCGUACGGCAAGCCAGUCGGAUUCACAAAGCCGAGGCUACGCUCCGAGCCACGCACCUUACGACUAUGGCGGAUAUUUAUGA